Messenger RNA from Thamnophis elegans (Western terrestrial garter snake), 2722 nucleotides. RefSeq names its product chromosome 1 C2orf88 homolog (gene AKAP19). Lineage: Eukaryota; Metazoa; Chordata; Lepidosauria; Squamata; Natricidae. Gene Ontology annotation, molecular function: protein kinase A regulatory subunit binding. The transcript has 2 exons. The record is from RefSeq and is a predicted model, not a curated record. The coding region runs from base 151 to 591 and encodes 146 amino acids.
UGAAUGGUUAAUUGUGCAGGUUAAGCGCAUGGAGGAUCGGGUGAAUUGGUUGGGAUUUUGGAUCAACAACCAGCAGCCUCAAUUUCCUGGUCAGUGGAUUCAGACGUUUUUAAGUCAUCCCGAUUUUGGGCCCGCUCGGUUCUGUGAAAGAUGCGUCCCUUUUAUGUUGCCAAGCGAGCGGGCGUUGGAGCCGCAGCAACAGCCUCGAGAAGAAUAUUGGGAGAAUUGCAUACUCUCAUCUCUGCUUGCAAGAAAGCGACAUACCCUUCUAAAGGACAAUACAUCAAGGCUGACUGUGCAGCUAAAUUGAAUAGCAGUCGUACCAUGGGAUGUAUAAAAUCCAAAAGCCCCUUCCCGCACACUAUUCUAGACGAUGGAAGCAGGGAAGUCGGCAAAUUCGAUAGUGGAUGUAACCUUGAAAAAUCUUCCCUUAUUCAGGCAAACUCUGAGAUGCCAUCUCCAACAAACACUGCAGUGCUGGACUUUGCUCACCGUCUUUCCCUUGAGAUUCUGGAUCAAGCUGUGAAGCAAUGGGCAAUAAAUGAAAGCAAAUACAGUGACAUCCCGUUCAUAGAAAGCGAUGAGCCAUGAACUGCAGGGCUUGGCUUCCUAACAUGCCUGCGAGGCGUCUCGUGUUUUGGUGCUAGCACAAAUAAAGCAACAUUCAUAUGAGAACAGUUGUGAUUUUAAAAGUCAUCAUACAUGCAGCUAAUCCUGACUGAGGUAACUUUUUGCCUUUAGGUGCAGUAGAACCACAAUAACAUCCAAUGGUUCUAGGGCUAGUAUGUAAUUCAGUAUUCCAGUAAGUCCCAUUUCAGUAUCUACAGUAUAGGAAUAUAACAAUGCAACAGAGCAAAGUAUGUACCCUUAAAAGCAAAAUCAGCCCUCCCUCAACCAAAUAGCCAUGAAGGUUUGGGUUAGGGUGUCAGAAUAGGGUUUUAGCUAUAUAAUUCCUAUUGAGCUAAAUAGCAGGUGUCACGCGCACGCCAAGCCCACCUCAGCUCCGUGAAGGGAAAAAAAGACAUCAUGAAACGUCACGUGGUGGCAAUGUGACGCCGCGUGUUUGACACCCGUGCGCUAAAGUAUCUUGGAAAAAAGAAAGUAAAGGGAAAUAUUGGUGCUUAACUUCCCUGUUUACAUAAAGGGGAUUUAGUUACUUAACAUGAGUCUGAACCCUAUCAGGGUGAUAUGUGAAUAUCAAAGGUUGCUUUCCAAAGGCAUCUCACAUCUUGUGGAAGUGAGACUAGUUAUUUUACAAUUUUACUUGGUUGAGUGUGCUAAACUCAGACCAAAGACCUGCACGGAUAGGUUUUAUAAACGAAUAUAGAAAAAAAAUUACAUUUAAUAGUUGGAAGAAAAAAAAACAGAAAUUACGAUGAUUUUGCAAGUUAUCAGUGUACUAAAAACACUGGGAGGGAUUAUUUCUCUUGAUUAUCAAUUAUCAAGGGAACAAUAGGAAGAGUAGACAAAGGGAAAGCAAAAGUGCAAUAUAUAAUAAGUGUGGCAGCUUGUAUAUAUGGAUAAAGGUGACUUGAAAAUGUGGGAAUAUAUUAAUUUAGUAUUAAAUUAAGAGAAAGCACAGCCUUUGUUCUCUUGGUUAGUCAGGCAACAUAAUUAACAGUUCAAAGGGAAAUUAUAAUACAGUAAUAGUGAAGAAUUGCUGUUCCUAAACUAAACUCUGUGUUAUUUUCUCUAAAUAAAUACACCACUCCUAGAAUAGCAGAGUAUAUUUUCAGUACAGAAUUGAAAGAAGCAAGGCACUUUUAUAUAAAGGAGAAAGCUUGUCAUUUUGUUUGGGUAUAAUUCAUUAUAGCAAAAAUGUCACCCCUAAUGGUUUGAAAUUACGCAUUUCAGAUACUUUAUAGUGUAGUUUCCCUUUGGAGCAGAAUGUUUUGUAGCAAUUCUUUUGUCAACAAUAUUCAAUAAGCAAUUGGUAAUUAUUCUGGCAAUAAUAAAAAGUAAUUUGACUUCUCUAGAGCCAGAACUCCUUCAGUUCUAAUACUUGUACACACAUAUAUAUUCUACAUAAUAUUAUCCCAUUUGUGGGUAAGGGCCAAACACAAUUUUACGGUGAAUGUCAGACUGACUUCGUAUUAGAUUUUAUAAAAACUAUACUAUAGCAAGAGUUAUAUAAAUGUAUCAUCACAAACGGUCUAAUUAUGAUUAUGCCAUAAAGUCAUUGUUGCUCUUAGCAAUCACAUAAAUAGAUUUUAUCCAUGAUGACCUGUCUCUUUUGGAAUUAACAGGAUACUUUUAAAAAAUAUAUUAACUAGGCAAAUAAUAAGGAUACCAACUGAGCAAUUUUACAUUUUGCAGACUGGCUCUCAUUUCCCUCUUUCUGCUCUUGAAGAGAUAACAGCAGGAGUUUCCACAGGAUCUUCUCAGAAAUAGAUACGGAGAUCCAAAUCUCAAGUUUGAAUGUGGAUCUCUUUACAUAGGUUAAGUAGGCUAAAUCUAUUCUGACCCUUAUUUGUUAAACCACAGUAGCCAGUUUUUAAAUUAUUUGCAAUUUGACUAUCAUUUAAGUAACAGUUUAAGGAAGGAAACUACUAUUGUUUUUAGAAUAUGGAUUUUCCUUUUAAUUAAUUAAUUGCUUGGAGUUAUAUUUGAAUAAAGGAAAAACCUUCUAACUUUGUAUUUUUAUCUAGAACUCUAUAUAGAGAGUCCUAAAAAGUUUGGGCUCUUAAAUAUUCAUAUAACGAUUACUCAUCUAUGAAGUAAA